AGAGAGAGAAAACACCAGACUCAAAGCAGCGAGCGCUUCAAACCAGAGCUUAUUUCCUCAACAGAGUCCCUGUACUUUGAACUCAUACUAAACUAAUGGGGGAGGAAGAGAAGAAACCACCGGCAGAGGAGAAAAAAAUGGAGGAGAAGAAACCUGAAGAAGAGAAGAAAGCUGUAGAAGAAAAGAAGGAAAAGAAAGAAGAAGAGAAAGCUCCAGCUGACGAAAAGAAAGAAGAGAAGCAACCAGCAGCUGAAGAAUCAAAGGAGGGUAAAGAAGAACAAGCUCCUCCUCCACCACAAGAAAUCGUCUUGAAAGUUUACAUGCAUUGUGAGGGUUGUGCUCGCAAAAUUCGCCGCUGUCUUAAAGGCUUUGACGGAGUCGAAGAUAUAAUGACUGAUUGCAAGAGCCAUAAGGUGGUUGUGAAAGGAGAAAAGGCUGAUCCACUCAAGGUUUUGGAGAGAGUUCAAAGGAAGAGUCACAGGCAGGUGGAGCUUCUGUCUCCGAUCCCCAAACCACCAGCAGAGGAGGAGAAGAAGCCUGAAGAGAAAGAGAAGCCAGAGCCUGAAGAGAAGAAAGAAGAGCCGCAAGUGAUCACGGUGGUGUUAAAAGUUCACAUGCAUUGCGAGGCUUGUGCUCAGGAGAUCAAAAAACGCAUACUGAGAAUGAAAGGGGUGGAAGCAGCGGAACCAGAUCUAAAGGCCUCAGAGGUUUCGGUGAAGGGUGUUUUUGAUCCUCCAAAGCUGGUUGAGUACGUGUACAAGAGAACUGGGAAGCAUGCGGUGAUUGUGAAACAAGAGCCAGAGAAGAAAGAAGAGAAAGCCCCGGAAGCUAAAGAAGAGAAGAAAGAAGAAGGUGGCGGUGGUGAUGGUGAUGGUGAGAAAGAAAAGAAAAGUGGUGAAGAAGAAAACAAAGAGAAAAAAGAAGGUGACAGUGAAGAAGGUAAAGCAGGAGAGGUAACUGAAGAGACAAAAGUGGUGGAGCUCAAGAAAAAUGAAUAUUACUAUUACCCACCAAGGUAUGCCAUGGAAUUGUAUGCAUACCCUCCUCAGAUCUUCAGUGAUGAGAACCCCAAUGCUUGUUCUGUCAUGUAAAAGUUUGGGGAAGUCAAGGGCAAAAUUGAGAGAAGAAAAAAUUGAGGUGAUCCAUCUAUAUCUAUCUCCAUGUGCCCUUUUGUACUGUGUAGUUUUUUCUGCUAUAAAGUACAAUCUGCAGAUAAACUGUAGAUUUGUGUGGGACUCAUACUUCUUUAUUUGAAGCUGUCAAGCAUAA
Molecule: messenger RNA, 1269 nt
Organism: Pistacia vera
Lineage: Eukaryota; Viridiplantae; Streptophyta; Magnoliopsida; Sapindales; Anacardiaceae
Product: heavy metal-associated isoprenylated plant protein 7-like
Exons: 5
Coding region: 96-1091 (331 amino acids)
Molecular function (GO): metal ion binding
Source: RefSeq, a predicted model, not a curated record